Molecule: messenger RNA, 1704 nt
Organism: Penicillium oxalicum
Lineage: Eukaryota; Fungi; Ascomycota; Eurotiomycetes; Eurotiales; Aspergillaceae
Product: putative mitochondrial DnaJ chaperone (Mdj1)
Exons: 4
Coding region: 1-1704 (567 amino acids)
Biological process (GO): protein refolding; response to heat
Cellular component (GO): cytoplasm
Molecular function (GO): heat shock protein binding; ATP binding
Source: RefSeq, a predicted model, not a curated record
AUGUCCCGAGCCGCCUGGAAGCUUCUUCAGCCGGACUGGAGCCGCUGGGGAAACAUUACAAUCCAUGAACCCAUCUGCCGCUUUCCCCAAGGCCGCGGGUCUCCCCGCGCGCCUGCUGCGGGCACCGUCAACCUGCUCCAAACAGACAGCAACAAGCCAACGGUGUGCUCCGUAAAUUCGAAGCGUGGAUAUCAUGCGACAGCAGUGAAGUCUCCCGCUCGGCGACUUCGGGAGAAUGUUCACAAGAGGAAGGAUUUUGCCGUGCCAUCGGCCAGAGUGUUUCAUACAACCGCACCUCUCGCCGCAAUUCCCGAUCCCUAUAAGGUUCUUGGAGUCGACAAAGGAGCCUCUGCGAGUGAUAUCAAGAAGGCGUAUUACGGCAUGGCCAAGAAGUACCACCCUGACACAAACAAGGAUGCAAAUGCCAAGGAGAAAUUCGCCGAGGCUCAGUCCGCUUAUGAACUACUAUCCGACGCAAAGAAACGUGAGAAUUACGAUAGGUUCGGCUCCGCAGCCUUUGACCAAAACGGCGGAUUUGACCCCAACGCUGGUGGGAAUCCCUUCGCUGGUGCCGGAGGCUUCGGCGGAUUUGGUGGUGGAUUCGCAGGUGGUCCUUUUGGGGGUGGCUUUGCGCAAGACAUCAACUUUGAAGACCUAUUCGGCGCAUUUGCAGGAGGCGCACGCCGAGGGGCUCGGGGAAGACGGAAUCCUUUCCAAGAGCAAAUUCUGGUCGGCGAGGAUAUUGAGGUUCAAAAUAACAUCUCAUUCAUGGAAGCGGCAAAGGGGACGUCUGCAGAGAUCAAAAUCACUCCGCUCACUCAAUGUGGUACCUGCAAGGGUGACGGACUGAAGUCGGGGGCGAAGCGAUCUCAAUGCAAACAAUGCAAUGGGUCUGGAACUCGUGUCCACUUCAUGCAGGGUGGCUUCCAGGUGGCCGCGACCUGCGAUGCGUGUGGGGGUAUUGGGAUGAUUGUUCCUCGCGGCUCCGAGUGUGGCUCUUGUCACGGAAACGGAGUCGUUCGGGAGACCAAGACCAUCAAGGUUGACAUCCCUGCGGGAGUGGAAGAUGGUAUGCGCAUGAGAGUCAGCGGGGAGGGCGAUGCGCCACCCACAGGAACGUCUGCAGCUGCUGGCGCUCGCACCCAAAAGGGCGAUCUCUAUGUCACGAUUCGCGUUGCGCCCGACCACCGUUUCAGCCGCAACGGAUCUGAUAUUCUCUAUACCGCAACUCUUCCCCUCACCACGGCACUUCUUGGGGGUGAAGUGACGAUUCCUACCCUCGACAAUGAAGUGAAGGUCAAAGUCGCCACCGGUACCGGUACCGGUGAUAGAAUUACGUUGUCGGGUAUGGGCAUGAAGAAAUUGGGAGGCCGUGGCGGACGUUUCAGUCCUUCCGGCGACCUGAAAGUCGAAUUCAAGGUUGCCAUGCCGAAGUAUCUGACUGGCAACCAACGCACCAUUUUGGAAGUGCUCGCUGAUGAGAUGGGCGACAAGACCGCCAAACGGACUAUGAAUUUCAGCAAGGAAAGCCCUCCCUCGUCCUCGGAGUCUGCCACCAACGAGCACAAGAAUGAAGGCUUCCUCAAAUCAGUGUGGCACAAAUUGACGGACAAGACCUCUGAUUCCCCCAAGUCUUCGGGCUCUGACGCCAAGGACGCUGGCAAGGAUGCGGCCGGUAAGGGCGACUCGAAGAAGCCAAACUAA